Gossypium arboreum is the source of this 483-nucleotide messenger RNA. RefSeq lists its product as uncharacterized. Gene Ontology annotation, molecular function: zinc ion binding. NCBI's taxonomy places the organism in Eukaryota, Viridiplantae, Streptophyta, Magnoliopsida, Malvales, Malvaceae. The transcript is spliced from 2 exons. The record is from RefSeq and is a predicted model, not a curated record. The coding region runs from base 1 to 483 and encodes 160 amino acids.
AUGAGCAGCGAGUUAUGCAGGCCAAAUGCAGGGAGGCCAUGUAUGGUGCGUAAAGAGUUUGACAAACCGCACCAAGGUAUUACUGGCGGGCAAUAUCGUGUACACUUAAGAAAUAGGACUUGCGAUUGUGGGAGGAUUGACGCACUUCGUUAUCCAUGCGCUCAUGUAAUUGCAGCUUGUCAAAAUCUUCGUUUGAAUCCCAUGAGCUAUGUCGACGACGUGUACAAAUUGGAAUACAUGUAUAACGUGUGGAGACACAUAUUCCCACCGGUCCCAGAUGAACGUAAGUGGCCCUCUGUAUCGCUUGCUCCGUUUAAGCUGUUACCGGAUAGAGAGUUGCGGUGUAAACCAAAGGGUCGACCUUGCUCGACUAGAAUACGCAACAAUAUGGAUAUCCGAGAAACAACCAAUCAACAGAAGUUAUGUGGAUGGUGUAGGAACCCAGGCCAUACAAGUAGAUUAUGUCCAAAUCGCAAUAGUUGA